Molecule: messenger RNA, 2949 nt
Organism: Tarenaya hassleriana
Lineage: Eukaryota; Viridiplantae; Streptophyta; Magnoliopsida; Brassicales; Cleomaceae
Product: EIN3-binding F-box protein 1-like
Exons: 2
Coding region: 260-2185 (641 amino acids)
Biological process (GO): SCF-dependent proteasomal ubiquitin-dependent protein catabolic process
Cellular component (GO): SCF ubiquitin ligase complex
Molecular function (GO): protein binding
Source: RefSeq, a predicted model, not a curated record
UCAUUCCAAUUCUCUCUCUCUCCUCUCUCUUUCCUCUUUCUCUCUCCUUUUUUUUUGCCCUAUCUGAUAGGGUUUCCUCGCUCUCCUCGUCCCCAUGAUCUUUGAUCUUCAUGUUCCUCACUUUCGGUGAUCUCAACGAAGCAGCUUUGAUCGUCUUCUUCUUCGUUUUCCUCGGAUCUUUCUUUUUUGCUCCCUUCCAGGGGUUUUUGCUUGAGGAAUCAAUCGGUUUCUGUUUCCCCCGGAGUUCUGAGCUUCAACCAUGUCUGAGAUCUUCAGCUUCGCUGGUGAAAGUGAUUUUUGCCCUCGUGGUUCGAUAUACCCAAACCCCAAGGAGACUAGCCUUUUGCUAUCGCUUGGCAGUCUCGUCGAUGUUUAUUUCCCGCCUCGCAAGAAGUCACGUGUCAGUGCACCCUUGGUUGCCAGGGCGUUCGAGCAAGAGCCAGUUUCUAUCGAUGUGCUGCCCGAUGAGUGCCUUUUCGAGAUCUUCCGGCGGAUGCCUGGGGCCCAAGAGAGGUGUGCCUGUGCUUCGGUUUCGAAGCGUUGGCUCAAUCUUCUGAGCAGCAUCCAUCAAGAUGAGCUGGAAGUUAUCAGCAACAAAGUCAAGGACGGGGCUUCCAAGGGAGAUGGUGAAGAUGAUGUUGAGUCCAAUGGAUACCUGUCCAGGAGCUUAGAAGGGAAGAAAGCAACCGAUGUCAGACUAGCUGCGAUAGCUGUUGGAACCACUGGCCGUGGGGGACUCGGCAAGCUUUCUAUCUGUGGUAACAAUUCUGCCAGCAGGGUUUCAGAUCUUGGCCUAAGGGCAAUUGGACGUGGCUGCCCUUCUCUGAGAGUUCUCUCCUUGUGGAAUCUGUCUACCAUCAGUGACAAUGGUCUCUUGGAGAUUGCCAAGGGUUGCUCCCAACUCGAGAAGCUUGACUUGUGCCGUUGCCCUACGGUCACUGACAAGGCUUUGGUCGCGAUUGCAAAGUGCUGUCCGAACAUGAGCGAGCUGUCAAUCGAGUCAUGUUCAAGUAUUGGAAACGAAUGCCUUCAAGCUGUAGCACAAUUCUGCCCCAAACUAAAGUCAGUCUCGAUCAAGAACUGCCCUCUUGUCAGGGAUCAAGGAAUCGUAUCCCUGCUGUCAAAGGCCACCUAUUCCUUGAUGAAACUAAAGCUUCAGAUGUUGAAAAUCACUGAUGUGUCUCUUGCUGUUGUUGGUCACUACGGCAUCUCGGUCGCCGAUCUUGUGCUCUCUGGAUUGCCUAAUGUGAGCGAGAAAGGGUUCUGGGUCAUGGGUAAUGGUGUCGGUCUACAAAAAUUGAAUUCAUUAACCGUCACAUCCUGUCCGGGAUUAACUGACAUGAGUCUUGAAGCUGUUGGGAAGGGCAGUCCUAACCUGAAGAAGUUGUUCCUGAGUAAAUGCCCGUUGUUAUCUGACAAUGGAUUAGUCUCUUUUGCCAAAUCUUCAUCGUCAGUGGAGAGCCUCCAACUUGAAGAGUGCCACAGGGUUACCCAAUUUGGGUUUUUUGGUUCCCUUUUGUACUGUGGUGCGAAGCUGAGGGCUUUCUCACUAGCCAACUGUUUGGGCAUUAGAGAUCUCACCACAGGAUUGCCCGUGUCAUCACCUUGCAACACCCUGCGCUCGUUAUCUAUCCGCAACUGCCCGGGCUUUGGUGAUGCCAACCUGGCUGCCCUGGGGAAGCUUUGCCCUCGCCUUCAGGAUGUUGUCUUCUGUGGACUCAAUGGGAUCACAGAUUCUGGGCUUCUGCAACUAGUCCAGACCUCCCAGCUUAGUCUUGUGAAGGUCAACCUCAGCGGUUGUUCCAAUUUGACCGACAGAGUGGUCUCUGCCAUCUCUGUUCAGAGCGAUUGGACUCUCGAAGCCUUGAACCUCGAGGGAUGCACCAAGAUCACGGAUGCCAGCCUGAUCUCAAUUGCUGAAAACUGCCAGAUCCUCAGUGACUUGGACGUGUCAAACUGUGCUGUGACUGAUUUUGGGGUCCAAGGCCUGGCUUCCUCCAACAAGCUCAGUCUUCAGAUCCUUUCCUUAUCGGGUUGCUCUAUGGUCACUGACAAGAGCAUGCCUGCCCUCGGGAAGUUGGGUAGAACCCUUUUGGGAUUGAACGUCCAGAAUUGCCAAUCAAUCUCCACUGCCAACGUGGACCUCCUGAUCGAGCAGCUUUGGAGGUGUGACAUCCUCUACUGAUUCGAUCAACGAGGUAGAAAAACUAAACUGGGAUCCACCAAGCUAGCUACUAAUUGGGGUUCCCUGUCAAAGUAUGGCUCGAAGGUUUGCUAUGCAGGUUCUCUCUUCCAGUAUUUGUCCAGUUUCGGUUUCUCGGUAUGUUAUGUCUUUUUUCAGGCUGUGUGGUCUAUGCCUUUCCUCACUCGGCUCAGCACCUGGUUCCUUUUUCCAAGUAGGCAUUAUGGCCUCCGAUUUUUUGCAGGGUUUCCGAUAAGGUACUCUGUUUUGUUUCCCCAUCGGUUAGGCCAUGGUGUCCUUGAGAAUACGGUUACCGGGUUCUGAGGCCUUAUCUCUGUGUCGGUGGUCUAUGUCUAGUCUAGAAUUCUAGUUUGUGUCGGGUCAGUUUUUGCUCGAAGGGUUUUGCGUUUAUGCUUAUGAGUCGAAGGAACGUUGUUUCGGUUAUCGUCCGUCUUUGCGGUUCAUAGAUCGGAAAAUGGCAUCUUUGGUUGGUUCGGAGGCUUAGCUUUGGCUGUUUUUUCGUGGCAAAAGUCCAUCAGAUCUCGUAGAGAACUGUCUGGCUUUUUGCUGCGACAACUCUUUUCUGUCUUUGAGGAGUUGUUUUUUUUUGUUGGUCAAGUUUUUGCCAAAGCCCUCUUGUUUUUUUUAACCAGAGGCUAUGUAAUGAUCUGAUAAACCGGAAACAGAUGUGUAGUAAUGCCCUUUUGGGAUGUUGAGUGAGUUUUACUAUGCUAUUAUUGUUAUUCAAAUGAGAGGUGUUCCUUAAA